AUGGACUUCAGUCUGACUGCUGCCAUUUACCUCCUGGUCAUCACACGCUACAUGGCGAUGUCAACUCAUCCAGAGUGUUUAAUUGUUCUUUAUAUACAAAAUAAAGAAAAUGAGUGUAAACUACAGAUGAACACGGAUGCUUCACUUCAGCCGAGUAAUACAAGUGCAGGUUGUGUGACGGAGUGGGACGGAGUGAGUUGUUGGCCGUCUGCCUCUGAGGGACAGAUGAUCUCUGUCCACUGUCCUCUGCCCUUACUGAAGCCUGACACUCCUCCAGUUCUCAUCACGAGGCAGUGUACAGACCGAGGAUGGAGUGAGCCCAGCGUGCCGUAUUAUACAGCCUGUUACUAUGAAGGUGAAGAGGAAGAUGGAGACAUGGGCAAAGAGCUCUGGUGCAAAGCGGCUGUGACGUUCUUCCAUUUCUGUGUUCUGUGUAACUUCUGCUGGCUGCUGGUAGAGGGUCUGUACCUGCAGAGCCUGCUGCUCUUCACCUUCUCUCACACCACCAAGCUCUUCAGGGUCUACGCUGUCAUCGGCUGGGGUACUCCCUCGGUGACUCUUGUAAUCUGGGCCCUGCUGAAGAAUCAGCUUGAUGAUGAGGGGUGUUGGGAUAACCUGGAGAGCCGCUUGUGGUGGAUUAUCAAGAUUCCAAUCCUGCUCUCCAUCUUUGUAAACCUUGGGAUCUUCCUGAACAUCAGCAGGAUCAUCGUUCAGAAGACAAAGGCCACACAUGUGAACCAAAGUGACACCCGGCUGUACAGGACGCUGCUGCGCUCCACCCUGCUGCUCAUCCCUCUGUUCGGGGUUCACUACGUGGUGUUUGCUCUGAUCCCAGAACAUCUGGGCGUGGGGCCUCGACUCUACUUUGAGUUACUUUUAGGCUCCUUCCAGGGUUUUAUUGUUGCUCUGCUGUACUGCUAUCUAAAUGGAGAGGUCCAAAAAGAAAUCCAGAGGACACUGAGAAGAUGGUGGCCUAAGACAGAAACUAACGCCAUCAAUCUUCCAACACAAGAAUAUGUCCCCUGAAGUAAAAAUAUAUUGUACGUUGUUUGGUGCUUAUUAGUUCU
Molecule: messenger RNA, 1067 nt
Organism: Gymnodraco acuticeps
Lineage: Eukaryota; Metazoa; Chordata; Actinopteri; Perciformes; Bathydraconidae
Gene: ghrhr2
Product: growth hormone releasing hormone receptor 2
Exons: 11
Coding region: 1-1026 (341 amino acids)
Biological process (GO): cell surface receptor signaling pathway; adenylate cyclase-modulating G protein-coupled receptor signaling pathway
Cellular component (GO): plasma membrane
Molecular function (GO): G protein-coupled peptide receptor activity; peptide hormone binding
Source: RefSeq, a predicted model, not a curated record